CAACUGCUGAAGGACCCGCAGGUGCUGUUUGCUGGAUAUAAGGUUCCUCAUCCUCUGGAGCACAAGAUCGUGAUCCGUGUUCAGACGACACCAGACUACAGUCCCCAGGAAGCAUUCACUAAUGCCAUCACUGAUCUGAUCAGUGAACUGUCCCUUCUGGAGGAGCGAUUCAGGGUUGCCAUCAAAGACAAACAAGAGGGAAUAGAAUGAAGACCAUCACACUCCAUUGGAACACAACAACUGAUACACAAUGGACUGAACUGUAAAUCUUGAGUUUCUAUAAUGAACUCGGUUUCUAUAAUGGACUACAAUAUUCCUAUUUAUUUAUUUUCUUGAAAUCUUAUGAGGUCAGUUGACAAGCUCUCAUAAUGAAUAAUAAGAGCUCUUUACCAGCUUCUAACAACAUUGAGGUUAAGAUCUGUGGAGUUCCUCCUCCAAUAUUGAAGCAUGUUGGUAUAAUGAAUGAUCAAAUCUGAACAUUCCUUGAAAAUACUUCAUUGCACACCAAAUUUGUGUACAAGGAAAUCAUUUUCUCUUCAUUGUCCCACUCCAUUUGUGAUGUAGUUCAUUUUUUGUUAUUAUAAUAAAUUGACUUUUUUAAAUGAAAUACAAUAACUGGCAUUUAUUUGGAUCUCAACAUUGUGGCUUUUAUUGUUUCAUGGAUUUGUUAAACUCGUAGCUUUCAAUGUGGGAACUAUUUGGGACCUUCAGUUGUUUCGAAGGGGACGCAUUAAAAUGAUGCACAAAUGAGACUUGAUGGCUACUGGAGAGAUGCAGAAUAUCAACUGUGGUUGUAAAGGAAUAAGAACAUGCCUAAGAUGCGAGGCAGAGGAGUCUAAACAACAUUUCCUACAGAAGAACGAGCUGAUACAUUAUGAUUUCACCUAUGAUCCAGUAUCAAAGUCAGCAGUCCAAGAGGAGGAAAGCGGCACUCAACAGUCCUUUGCGUUUCCAGGAAUAUUUUUGUGGGAGAAUUUUGUGUCAGAAUAUGAAGAGAAUGAGCUGAUUGCUAGAAUGGAUCAAGAUGUCUGGAGAGAAUCUCAGUCAGGCCGUCGAAAACAGGACUUUGGGCCAAAGGUAAAUUUCAAGAAACAUCGUGUCCGUGUGGGAAACUUUACUGGCCUGCCUGCUAUCAGUCGUCAGCUGGUGGACAGGAUGUCAAAGGCACCUCAGUUGGCCUCCUUCAAACCAGUAGAGCAAUGCAACCUAGACUAUGAUCGCCUCAGAGGCUCUGCGAUUGACCCUCAUUUAGAUGAUAGCUGGCUGUGGGGAGAGCACCUGGUCACCAUUAACCUGCUCUCAGACACUGUCCUCACGAUGAGUUUAGAUCAAGGCUGGGGAGACAUGGGCGAUGGAGAAGUGCGAGUGGCUGUGCCUUUACCACGCAGAUCAUUGAUUGUACUCUAUGGAGAAGCACGUCAUCGGUGGAAACAUGCCAUCCACAGGAAAGACAUACAGGGGCGCAGAGUGUGCAGCACCUUCCGGGAGCUGUCUGAGGAGUUUCUACAGGGAGGGGAGCAGGAGAAACUGGGCUCAGAGUUGUUAGAUAUAGCACUGAGCUUUAAAGAGCCACAUGCAGGGCUCUAUCUACCUGUGGAGCUGGAGUGCCACACAGGCAGAAAGAAAGAGGUGCCAGCUGUUGUGCUAGCAGAGCUGCAGUGGUCCAGCAUUGACAUCCCAUACCUGUUUCUAGGCACCUGUCCAAGUAUUCAUGAUAUUUAAAUGAAAUAUGGGAGA
Molecule: messenger RNA, 1737 nt
Organism: Cyprinus carpio (common carp)
Lineage: Eukaryota; Metazoa; Chordata; Actinopteri; Cypriniformes; Cyprinidae
Product: DNA-directed RNA polymerase II subunit RPB11-a
Exons: 5
Coding region: 757-1722 (321 amino acids)
Biological process (GO): transcription by RNA polymerase II; oxidative demethylation; actomyosin structure organization
Cellular component (GO): midbody; RNA polymerase II, core complex; contractile ring
Molecular function (GO): actin binding; DNA binding; demethylase activity
Source: RefSeq, a predicted model, not a curated record